UAUUAUAGAGCAAGCCUGCUCCCAUAAAUACUUUAGCACACCAAACGUUCGCUCGUUUCUCUUUACACACCAGCGUCCGGCGUAUUGACUGACGGAAUAUUUCCAAGGUGCAUAGAUUUGCAAAUACUAGAAAAUUUGGUUACAGUUAUCGAUCAGAUAGCUCCAAGAGGGCUCGUGUAAACCUUGUUGACUUACAUCCCAGCAAAUCUGACGAUUGAGGCCAAUCGUAUGGUCAAUUUCAAAGAACACUUGGACAAGGUAGCGAACGGGACCCUUUUUCUCAAAUAUGCACCCAGUUCUACAGACAUAGCGAUUCUAACCUGUUGAUGUCACGUGAUUCAGUGGUGGGUGAUGGUGUUGGAACAUGCCGUUUAUCCCUAGUUCCUCCAGCGAUAGAUAUACGUCAUAUGAUCUUGCAAUCAGAAGGAUAAUUAGUACGUUUUUUGCUAAACUUUUAAUUAAAUGAACUCCUUAGGAAUAGAAACAGGGAGAUCCUAAGUGCAGAGUUUCCGUGAAUUCUCUCUCGUGCAAUUUCCAAGAUGGUUUUGGUGCAAAUACUGGCCUGUUUGUUCGCGUGUACUGGAGCUGUUAUUAGGGGCAAUACAGCUAUGAAAGAUUUUACAAGAACCGAACUGAUAUCUUUGAUCGAAGAGAAGAUUGGGAAUUCUCCGCCCAAUUUUAACGACGAUUUUGCAACUACAGUGGAAUGCCAACUUGCUAUUGACAGCUUCGACUCAGUUAAUGAGGUGGACAUGGAUUUCACGGUGAGCAUCAUGCUUCAUUUAAAUUGGAAUGAUACUCGCUUUAUAACCUGGACGUCCGGAUAUGACGACACGUUCGUCUUAGAAUUCGACUCCAAGAGACUGGACAACAUCUGGACGCCUGACUUGUUCUUUCCUAACGAAAAAAGUGCAUUCAUUCACAAAGUAUUCAUGCCCAACAAAAUGCUGCGGGUUUACACCAAUGGAAAAAUAACAUAUACAGUCAGACUAUCAUUGACGCUUAGUUGUCCCAUGGACCUCAGAAACUAUCCUUUUGAUAAACAAGUGUGCAGGAUCGAAAUGGAGAGCUUUAGUUACAACGAAGAUAAUAUAAUUCUGGAGUGGGUGGGGACUGAUCGCCCUGACCUUGCAAACAUGACCCAAAUGCCUGAGGGUGCCGUGCCUGUGGAGAUCAGCGACAACAUUGAAAUGAACCAGUUCCGGGUCGUAGAAAAGAGAACAUUAAAAACAUUAAACGAGCGCCGAGGAGCAGGAAAUCAUAGUCUCCUUCAAGCUGAAUUUCAUCUUGUGAGAGACAUAGGAUAUUAUCUUGUUCAAAUGUACAUUCCCAGCAUGCUGAUCGUCAUGCUGUCCUGGAUCUCGUUUUGGCUUAACGUGAAUGCCGUGCCCGGGCGAAUUUCCCUUGGUGUGUUGACAGUCCUAACUAUGACCCAACAAAGUUCUACCGUCAAUGCCACCCUCCCCCGGGUCUCUUACACAAAAGCCAUUGAUAUCUGGAUGUCCAUGUGUCUAGUCUUUGUAUUUGCGGCUCUUAUUGAGUUUGCUGUAGCUAACGUACUUGCAAGAAAGGACACCAACAAAGGAUUUGGUUUCAAGAAAUUGUUUCUGUUACCGACUCUGAGUGAGCAAAGAAAGAAACGAAAAGGCUCUGGGGUUUUGGUGGACGACAGAGGCCUUAUGCGACUGGAUCCGGAAAUGGACCCGACUCUUGUCCAAAAACACCGAGAACUUUCCGGAUUGCUACACGCAAUGUAUUUAGACGUGGCCUGUCGCUUCCUGUUUCCGAUCUGCUUUGGAGUGUUUAACCUUGUGUAUUGGACAAUAUAUACAGCCGACAAUUUUCACAACCACGGUUAAUAGAUCUGGACAAAAAAAACCCAAAAUCUGAUAAAUAACAAUAUUCAUAAUCAUAAACAUUGUUUUUCCAAUCGUUAACUCUGUCAUUUCCCUAGAUGGAGUUCUUCAAGGCUUAGAACAUCAAGCCAAGACGUAUUGUUUAUGACAUUGACUUUACCAUAACGAUGUUAAAAAUGGGCAAACAAUUUUAUGGACAUAAGAAAAAGCACACUAUAUUCACGCAUCGAUCAUGUUGAUGAGGAGGAAAGGUUCCGAAUUAUCAUAGUGGUAUUAUCAAGCAGAUUACAUUCCAUGAAUUUUUACGAUCGAAUUUGUUAUUUAAAAGCUCAAGUGUGUAAAAAUAUGUGUGUCUUGUUGCUGAAAUGAUAUAAAAAUCAUAAAUUGUUCCCAGGAUAAACUUAAUUAAGCAUCGCACUAGCGUGAUUUUUUUCUGUUUGUUUUUCUGUAUUUCUAAUUAUGCAAAACGUCCAUUUGGUCAUGUGCUUCCGUUCAGUGUCAUGUUGAUUUCUGUGAUAAAAAUGAAGACGAGUAACAUACAUCAGUGAUAACUUCUAUGUCCAUCAUUGUGAUACGUGCACAAAAAGCAGGUCAUCAACUUUAUGACAACGUUUGUAUGCUUUUAUGAUCUGACAAGAUUAAUUGAUUAUUUAUUGUUAACUCUUGCUCAUGUAUUUAAAAAAGUUCCGAUGCAUUUGAAUGUUAUGUCUUAGCUAAAUUCAAUAAAAAUUGAAUUUCAGUCAAUUUUAAUUUUGCUUAGACGAAUGCAAAAAUCUUUGAUAUCACAAUGUGAUUGAUCAAUCAGAAGAAUGAAAGAAUACAAUUUGAAUAUUUGAUGUUUAACAUUUUUGUGGAAUAAUCUUUGAAACUUUUGCAUGAAAACUCACCGUUAAUAAAAGCAAAAGGGGGCAAGAAUUUCAUGCACUUAAUCAACAUGAUGACAGCUUAACUUAGUUUUUCAAUUAUGUUUUUUUUUAAAUCAUGUUUUGGUUGUUUAAAUCUUAUUUAUUAAAUAAAAUCACCGGUACAAA
Magallana angulata is the source of this 2887-nucleotide messenger RNA. RefSeq names its product glycine receptor subunit alpha-3-like. The coding region runs from base 540 to 1859 and encodes 439 amino acids. Gene Ontology annotation, molecular function: neurotransmitter receptor activity; extracellular ligand-gated monoatomic ion channel activity; chloride channel activity. The record is from RefSeq and is a predicted model, not a curated record. Gene Ontology annotation, biological process: nervous system process; regulation of membrane potential; chemical synaptic transmission. NCBI's taxonomy places the organism in Eukaryota, Metazoa, Mollusca, Bivalvia, Ostreida, Ostreidae. Gene Ontology annotation, cellular component: membrane; synapse; neuron projection. The transcript has 8 exons.